This is a messenger RNA of Fusarium mangiferae, 2067 nucleotides long. RefSeq lists its product as uncharacterized. The coding region runs from base 1 to 2067 and encodes 688 amino acids. The record is from RefSeq and is a predicted model, not a curated record. The transcript has a single exon. Lineage: Eukaryota; Fungi; Ascomycota; Sordariomycetes; Hypocreales; Nectriaceae.
AUGGGAGAAAUCUAUUCCCAAAGCGCACUUGUUCUCUGUUCGCUGGGACUCUUAAGUGAUCCGAUAGGUGCUGCCAUCGAUGUUGUACAAAUCACAGCUUUUGAGCGAUUUUCCCGUUGUGCAAAUAUGGAAGAUCGCAACAAUCACCAGAAGUUGAGAGGCUGUAUUGCACAGUUACAUGAUCGCUUGGAAGCGUUCAAGAAGCUCAAUGAUUUGAAGCAACUUCUAGUCGCCGAUAAAACAUCCGCAAUACCCAGGCUAGUUGGAUAUAUCGAGAUUUAUGAGCUUGCGAAUGCACUUGAACACGCGACUACAGUCAUCAUACGGGUACUGCGAGGGCCAUAUGGUUCGGAACUAGGGCUUUGCCAGAAGGACCUGGUAAGCAUACAUCUGGAAGUCAAAGAUUGGCAUGACCGGCUUCAAAGACAGACCAGCAAGCUCGAUGGCAACUUGAUCAAAGACUCUCACCGUGUGGUUUUUCUGUUGGAACUGGUGUCUUCCAGGAUUCGCAGGUUCCAACAGACAGUCAAAGAUUUAGCUGAACAAGUGAUUGCUGAUGAAGGGUACGAUCAUAUAUUAUGGCUUGAGGAGUAUCCUUCGCUCUGUGCAGUGGAGGAAAUAGUAGGGAAAUCCCCUCGGAGUCCCGCCCAACCACUUUUUGACCUUCCGUACUGGAGCCGCAUAUGGAUACGACAAGAAAUUAUUCUCGCUAAGCAAGCAGUUUUUAUUUGUGGAUCCCGAUCAUUUUCCCUUCAGACGUUGGAAUACUUUUCAGCUUGGUUGGGAUGGAUCUUGAGUCCAUUAAACUCUUCUUGGUGCCAGAAAGAAAAGCUUUUCAAAUUGGUAUUGGCAUACCAACAAAACUGGAAGCUUCUACACCACAUCUUUGCAAGUCGACGAAACCAAGGACUUCCAGUUGGAGACUGGUUGAGUCAAAGUCAUUUCAUGACCAAUGUCUGGUGCCACUCAUCAGACGCUUGUGCGACCAACCCCAAGGACUAUUAUUAUGGCUUUCUUGGUAUUACAAAGCUUAACAUUGUCCCUGAUUAUAGUCCAGAGAAGUCUAUCGGAUCUAUCAGCAAGGAAUUCAUGAGGGAAUAUCUCAAAGUCUACCGUGACCCAUCCUUAUCCAUAGAUCCCCUGGGAGGGCCCCUCGGCCUUCUUAUGUUUGCAGGAGUUGGUUAUGGCUGGAAAGCCGACCCUGAAAUGCCAUCAUGGGGUCCAAACUUCCCUGGAGAGGUACAAGCGAAGCCAUCUUCCAGGGGUGUUGCAGAUGCAGUGGUUUUUCCAGGCGACAGAGAUAUUGAGAGUAUUUUUGAAAAGGAACCCAACGAAAGAAUAACCGGUUCGGACAUGGAGGUCACAUUACAUAUCCUGGACCGCAUCGAAAUGAUAGGUCCGAGAGUCUCUGACUAUGGAAGACCCGAGCUUCUCCACUCAAAAGGCUUGCCAAUAACCUGGCCCCUGGACUUUGCCCUACGCCAUGAGAGCUACGUAUCAGGGGGCCACCCAUUGGCUGCUUUUCGUCAUCUACUCGAACCAUUGACUACUUUUGAGAGUAAAGAGACUGGUUUCCCUAUUGAAAACGGCCUGGAGUUUGUGAAGUUUUUGGGUCGUUUCAAUAGUCGAUUCCAGAAACGUGGCUCUAGAGCCACGUUGGCCCGUUUUUGUUGCGUGGCAAAUUUUCUUGAACAAGUCCCCGUGAGUUUUUCUUCUCUAACUUUGUAUCCUCGCUUAAUCAUCAAGGAUCCCAAUGAACAUGAUGACUCGGACGCAUACACGAAAGAAUGUCGCUACAUUGAAAUCCUCGGCGCCAAGUGUAAGCCGUACAACCAUGCUAUAGCAGAGACAAAGAAAGGAUUUGUUGGGAGGUUUCCCCCGAGGAUACAGGAGGGCGAUUUGAUUUGUCUACUCAACGGCCUCAACCAAGUAGCCGUUCUACGGCAAGCUGGGAAGCGUUAUCAGUUCAUUGGGACGUGUUUUGUCGCGGGGUUGACAAGAGUCAAACCUAUUAAGUCAUUAAUUGAUCUCUAUAGCCUGAAGGCCAAGAGGGUCACCUUGAGGUAG